This is a messenger RNA of Leguminivora glycinivorella, 674 nucleotides long. RefSeq names its product lipopolysaccharide-induced tumor necrosis factor-alpha factor homolog. Bases 161 to 397 code for a protein of 78 amino acids. The transcript has 3 exons. The record is from RefSeq and is a predicted model, not a curated record. Gene Ontology annotation, molecular function: zinc ion binding. NCBI's taxonomy places the organism in Eukaryota, Metazoa, Arthropoda, Insecta, Lepidoptera, Tortricidae.
CGAUGGAUGAGUCAUCGUGCGUCUUUGGGGGCUACUACUGACGGCACGACACCCGGCUUACUACUAGUCACUAGUCUCACAUCACCACGAGCGUGCGCCCGUUCUGUGCCAAUAAGUAGGCAUUUGUGUUUGUAGUGACAGCCGGUAUACCAGCUCCAUCAUGAACGUUGCGCCAGUCGGUCCCCAGCCCACCAACCUGACCUGCCCGUCAUGCCGCGCCUCCAUUAUGACGCGGGUGGAACACAAGUCUACCACCAAGACACACGUCAUCGCGUUGUUACUAUGUUUGUUCCUUUGCUGGCCAUGCGUCUGCGUGCCUUAUUGCAUGGAUUCCUGUAGAAAUGCCGACCACUACUGCCCUAGCUGCAACACCUACCUUGGCACUUACCAAAAAUAAUACCUAAAACUUAUUAAGACAAUGUUUUAUAACGAUUCCGUAGUUUUAUAAACUCGGUCUAUAUCAGCGCACUUUUAUGCUCAUUUGUUUUGCAACGUACAAUCGGAUAAUGAUGUAUAAUGUAACGCAACGUAACUUGCAUCGAUGAUGCGGGCAAGAGCACAUUCCGCAAGAAAUAUGUCUCCGAUCUUACUUAAGAAUGUAUUCGAAUCUUACAUCCCCAGUGAGAUGCCAAGCGCGGAUCCAGCUUCGUGCCCAGAGGGGGGGGUCACGUGGU